This is a messenger RNA of Marmota monax (woodchuck), 2091 nucleotides long. It is a transcript of the gene Prtfdc1, whose product is annotated as phosphoribosyl transferase domain containing 1. The transcript is spliced from 9 exons. Bases 79 to 756 code for a protein of 225 amino acids. Gene Ontology annotation, molecular function: hypoxanthine phosphoribosyltransferase activity. NCBI's taxonomy places the organism in Eukaryota, Metazoa, Chordata, Mammalia, Rodentia, Sciuridae. The record is from RefSeq and is a predicted model, not a curated record. Gene Ontology annotation, biological process: purine ribonucleoside salvage.
UCCCAUCCCCCAGCCCAGCCCGGGCCUCCCGGAUCCUUCCCGCGCCGGUCUUUCCUUCCCGCUUUCCCCGGGAGAAACAUGGCCGGGAGCACGGAGGAGGCGCCAGACUGCGGGCGAGGCGUCGUGAUUACAGACAGCUGGCCAGGGUACGACUUAGAUUUGUUCACGUACCCACAGCACUAUUACGGAGAUUUGGAAUAUGUGCUCAUACCCCAUGGCAUCAUUGUAGACAGAAUUGAGCGGCUGGCAAAGGAUAUAAUGAAAGACAUUGGAUACUGCGACAUUAUGGUCCUGUGUGUACUUAAAGGUGGUUACAAAUUCUGUGCUGAUCUUGUAGAACACCUUAAGAACAUCAGCCGAAAUUCAGAUCGGUUUGUCUCUAUGAAGGUUGAUUUCAUCAGACUAAAAAGUUACAAGAAUGAUCAAUCCAUGGGCGAGAUGCAGAUAAUUGGAGGCGAGGAUCUUUCAACAUUGGCUGGAAAGAAUGUCCUCAUUGUUGAGGAUGUUGUUGGAACUGGGAGGACCAUGAAAGCCCUGCUCACCAGCAUAAAGAAAUACAAGCCCAACAUGAUUAAGGUAGCCAGUUUGUUGGUAAAGAGAACACCUAGAAGUGAUGGCUUUAGACCUGACUAUGCUGGAUUUGAGAUUCCAAACUUAUUUGUGGUGGGAUAUGCCUUAGAUUACAAUGAAUACUUCAGAGAUCUGAAUCACAUCUGCGUGAUCAAUGAACACGGUAAAGAAAAAUAUCGAGUCUGAAGAAGCAAAUUCUUACCAUCGACUUCCCAGAUAACAUCAUUCUUACUACUAUACUACACUCAGGAAGCCAGCCUGUAAAAUCUGUCUCCCCAGGGGCGACUUCACGCAACAGGAUGUAAAAGAAAAAAAAACGUUUUAAGUGAAAGCUUUCUUUUCUGAGAUAUAAAGAGUACUAAAGGUUCUUAAGGAAAAGAAAGCAGUGCUUUUAUUUGACUUGUUCCAAAUUCAACACUCCACCUUAUGACUCAUAAGUUCUCUCCACCUUCACACUCCUGAGUUACACCUUCUUUUGUUUUGAUAAUCAUUAUGUUUGACUACCAUUCCCAGGAAUACCCCCACUUAGUUACUCAUAUAUUUUUCACCUAACUUUUUUUAAUACCUUCAUUUUGUAAUAUUUUAUGCUAUUAACUGGGAAACCUUUUAAAGUAAGUCCUGAGCUGACAUACUAGGAAUGCAGCUAGAUUCCCAUGCUAAAAAAGGGAGGGAAAGGAUAACUUAGUAUAAAUUCCUGUUUGCGCCUCUCUGACAGGACAUCAUUAUCUGCUGUGACAAAGCCUUUCAGAAAAGCAGGGUACGAUGAAUCUUAAUGAUGUUAUGAAAUGAGCCUUUGCUUAGUGCUCUUGAUCGGAGCUUCCGGUAUGUGAUGACAGUGUGUCGUGUAUGCAUGGAUGUACUCAACUGUGUUUAAUACUCUGAAUUUUAAUUAGAAAAGACACAAUGGCAGCAAGGCCCUGGUUCCUACCCUGUACCCUUUCAUUCACGUGGGACCUGAGCAAAUGGCAGAAUUGAGUAGGGAGUGUUUUCAAUGCAUGAAACUAAGCAAGUAUAAAUUUUUCCUGUUAUUUGCAUCAAAGGCCAAGACACUAUUAAGUAUUGUCUGAAACAUGAACACAGAGAUUGAAUUAUUUCCUUAAGUGUCCUUAUAAGACCAAUGGCACAAUCCGAGGUGCUACGGGAAACAAGCUUACCUACAAAAGAUUUUUUUUUAACCAAAUAAACACUUUAUUAUUAUUAUUAUCACUGCUGUCUGAGACAUUUUCUAAUUUAUGGGAAUUUUAAUUCGAAAUAAAUUUGAAUGCCAAUAGAGCUGUUUUUCCUUACUUCCUAAAAGAAGUAAAUGCAAAAAAUAAAUAAGCAGCCUUUGUUUGGUUCUGAACCAAAUGUGAUGUAUUGUUAUUAGGUUCCAGCUUCCUUUAAACUAAUAAAACAAAUAAGAAAACUUGUUAUGUUUUAUAACUGCUAACUGUUUUUUCUUCCACCUUCAUAUUUUCUAUGUACUUUUAGCUAUUAAAAUAUGUAUGAGCCAGUAGCUUCAAUACACCACUGCAGAUACUA